Molecule: messenger RNA, 2742 nt
Organism: Thyridium curvatum
Lineage: Eukaryota; Fungi; Ascomycota; Sordariomycetes; Thyridiales; Thyridiaceae
Exons: 2
Coding region: 1-2742 (913 amino acids)
Source: RefSeq, a predicted model, not a curated record
AUGGCUUCCUUUGGGCAGCUGACUGGUGCUUUCCUGAAGGCUUCACAGGAGACAACCCUGGCAUUCGCCAACUUGAAUUUCGACUUUUCCAUCAUCAAGUACGAUGCACCCCAAGAGUACAGAAGGCUGGGUGAAGCGCUCACAAAGCGACGGAGAGACGAGGCAGAGGACGGGCAGCUCCACGUCACGGCCCGCAAGCUGAGUGCGCUUUUCCACAGCGUCAUGCCCGAAGUGCCCAACUUGAUACAGGCGUAUGGAAAGCGUGUGAGCGAGAUCGCCAAGCUACCCCAGACGAAGACCAAGUCUUCGAUCAACCCAGCGAUCUUUGCCGACCAUCUUGGCGCUGACGGAACUACCAUCUGGGCAGCAGCCACAUCUGGCCGUGAGGCAGUCACGAUACACCUCCUCGCAUGCAUGCUAGCACGGAUAUGGACGCGGGAAGAGGCGAUCUCUGUCUGGAGCGAACUUGUGGAGCAGAGAAAGGCACACCUUCGGACCCAGAUUGCAAAUUGCGAACACGAGUUUAAGGCAUCGGACCUCACGGCUUCCCGCCUUGAGAUCAGCAGGGUUCAGCUAGAUAGCUGGGAUGCCAGUGCUCGUGUGGCUGAGAGCAAUCAGCAAGUGUUCCAACGCGACUCUCUCGUCGAACCUGGCGGGAUUGUCACCAUUGGCUUACAGGGCAAGCAUGACGAUAGUCAGGGGUUGUUUUGGUCUCUCCCUCUGGCACACGCCCGUUACUAUGGAGACCCUGUUAUGAUCAAGCGACAUGCCGGAGUGGGAGACUCUCGGGUUGCGUUUGAGGAUUUUCUGUUUGUCUGCCUCGGAGCUGUUCUCGGAGGAUGGAAAAUAGCAAGCUCUCGCCUCGACGCUGCACUGGAGCUGAUACAUAAAUUUGCUGCAACUGUCCGAUGGCAAGGGGCUGCUCUCACAGACAGGCCAAAAAGGCUAGAAUGGCUCCGAACCUUCGGGGAGGCAAUCAGUCUGUACACAAAGUCGAGGGACGUACGACGACAAGAGAUCACACACCUUCUCUUAUUUGGCCAGCGAAGAUCGCGCGAGUUCCUUGAUGCAAACAAAGAGAAAAUCGCUCCCUUCUUUGGCCUGACCGAAUUCACUGGUCUUGUCACUUCCUUCAACAAUGAUUCUUCUGGAUGUGUUUAUUUUCUCAAGAUGUGGGCCCUGAACAAUCUGAAAGCCUCGAAAGCAAAGCAUGCUGUCAUUAGAUACCACACAACGUCUUUUUCGACAGCCCAAUACACCACGGUGCUUGACAACGAGUCCUCGAAGAAGCGCAGGAGAACUCGAAGCAGCACGCAGCAAGUCAACCCUUUGAACGCUCCUCUCACCUGGGCAGACUCGGAAGACUGUCCCACAUUCGACAUGACAACAAUCUACAUGCCCGGUCGGCUAGGCGGUGAACGGGAAGACUACACCAUAGUGUGUGGCGAACCAUCUAUCGCGGCUGUUUAUCUACCGUCUCGGAUUCGCGAAGAACGCCAGACGCGGAUUGCAGUAGGGCAGCUCAUUGAUUGCUUGGAGAGGGCCGAACUAGAUCUGUCUCAACUGGUCGAUUCCUUCUUUACCGAGUACAAAAGGCUCGAAUCGAGCAAUUAUUUCCAGUCCUUGCAGGCCAUUGAUACAGCUAAACUUGUAUUCGACAAGCUUCCCGGCGCCAAAGUUGAUCUACGUGUGACCCUAGCAAGCCCAAGUGGAGCAAAGUGGUGGCAAUCGACUGUGUGCAAUCACGAACUAGGAUUGGCGACAACAUUGAGCUGCAUCGCCUACUUCGAGACUGGAGGGUUGGACAUUGACCCGGACUCAAUAGGAGAUGACACAUUUGCACUGUCGUAUAAUGCCUCUAUCUUCGUGGCAAGCAAUCUUUUGCGAGAUCCUGGCGAAGAUGACCCCGAGCCCCUGGUUGAGGUACUCUUUGGUAAUGUAGGACGUCCAGGCCUGGCAUUCCUGAUCAGUCCGCCGGAUCCCAGAAUUGCAGAGGUGAACUUUGCAGAGUGGAAUCUGGUCACUCAUGCUCCCUUUGACGGCUCCUUUCUGGAUGGAUUCGACAAGACCACAUUUCACUUGUCCUUCACCGGUUACGAACUCCCGGUAGAUGUUGACCGGCGGAGCAAUAGAGAUGCACCGGCAUAUUUCCUCGAGACUGCCAUAUCCAUUUAUGAUAGGGGUAGGUGGAUUGGUGAUAUCAACAACUCUAGAUCUUGGGACGAUGUCAUCAAGAUAUCUGGAACGGGGUGCCAUCACAGUGCUUCACAGAAGGCAGACAUAUCCUGCCUUCCGUCCUUUAUCGCUGUAGACACUUGGCAAGAGCUUCUUGAUACCCCAGCCGAGAGUUUCAUGAUCCGCGCGUUCGACAAUCCCAUAGGACGCCUCGCGACGGCCUUGAUUGCAGCUAGAGUGGUAGAGUAUGUUCUCAUUCUAUCAAGGAAGGAUCCCUGCUGGGCAUGUUUGAGACGAGAUCUACAUGGGCUCGGAGAUUCAGACGCAACAGAGACUUUAACUGGGAAUUCAGUAGAUGAUAUCAAUGAUUUCUACUAUGACGAAGGACAGUCUGAGGCCCACGACGAAGACUCCUUCGAGGCGUUGGAUUGUCAGUUUGCUCUGAGGGGUGAUCAGGAACGUGAUAGCUAUGGGCUUGACUUCCAGAUGCCCGAGGAUAACGAGGAGCUGGAUAUUGAUAUGGAAGCAAAGAUGCUUCAAAUUGGCCGAAUCGCCGUCGUAUUUUGA